This is a messenger RNA of Aureobasidium vineae, 2880 nucleotides long. Lineage: Eukaryota; Fungi; Ascomycota; Dothideomycetes; Dothideales; Saccotheciaceae. The record is from the annotation of a GenBank genome assembly.
AUGAGCCACAGCACCCUCUCCGACAGCAACAACGCGCUUGUCCAGAAUGCGCCGCCUCUUGCAGCAACCAAGAGCACCUCUCCCAUGCCUCUAGAAGCCCAUUCUGUCUCCUCGCCACCUUCAGCCCCUCAAAAUCCACAAACGGACGCUCCCGAGUCCGGAAACAACAAUGCCUUGGACGCCGAGAAUGACUCCGAGGCUGAGACCUUGAUCGUAUCACCUGUCAAGAAACGCGACAUGCUUAAGCAGUCAAAUUCCGCCCAAGCUCUAGAAAGCAUUGAUGAGAUCCCCGAAAAGAUUGUCCUCAAACCAGAAGAGACUCAGGCACAAAUUGCUUGUGAGGCUUCUAUCGAUAAGGCUCAGACUAACGGCGACAAGCCACAGAAAGAAGAGGAGCAAUUGGUCGAGAGGGGAAUCAAGCUGGACGAGCAAAACACCAAUGCCAAUGGAGAUAACCAGGACAGCGACAGUGACAACUUGAGCGAGGUGUCCUCAGUGCAAUCGUUCGGGGGCGAGAACGGAAACGACAACGAAAUCAACAACAACGAGAAUGACGAUGAGGACGAUGAAGACGAGGAUGCGAGGUCUUGGGCAUCUGACAAGGACGGAGAAGAACGAACAUCAAAUCCACGAAAACGCAAGCACACAGAUACCAUGCUCGCGAGAAACGUCUGGGACUCGGACACCUCUUCUGAAACAUCACAUCAAUACCCCAAAAGCAGACUUACUCGAAACACCAGCAGGGCUGUUUCAACACCAGGUCGACCAAUGGGUUUGGCAAAGCGACACGUCAACAAAUAUGGCUUUACUCGCCUGGCCGAGGCAUGCGAGAACGGCGAUCUUGACGGUGUCAAAGAGUGGCGCGAGAAAGAUCCUGAGCAACUCGAACAGCGCGAGUUUGCAGGAAACACUCCACUCCAAGUUGCUUCUCUUAAUGGAUAUCCUGAGAUUGUGAGUUAUUUGCUCGAGCAGGGCUGCAAUCCACAUUGCGCAAACGCGGACAAGGACACUCCUCUUAUUGACGCGGUCGAAAACGGCCAUCUCGAUGUUGUUCAAAUUCUUCUGAAGGCUGGAAUUAACCCUCUACAUUGCAACUUGAAAGGCCAACAGGCGCUCGAUGUUAUCACCAAAGAGACCGAUAACGCCACUGAAAUCCGUGCUGUUUUGCGCGAAGCUAUUGAAGACUGGAACAAGAACGGCAGAUCCCAACAAACGUACAAUGUCGAAGAACCCGCAUCAAGACCUGGACCAAAACAAGGGCUUCAAUUUCUUGCACGCACAUACGAAAACCUACUCAAGCUUGUUAGCGAGAACGAUAGGACAGCGGUCCAAGAAUUCCUCGAUGCCCGUGUGCCUGUUGACAAUAACGUUGUAGCUGCGGCGGCAAAGACUGGCGAUCUCUACCUAGUGAACAUGCUUCUCGCCGAGAUGACCCCUAAGAAGGCUCGUCAAAGAGCUGAUAGACCCAUGCUCUCCGUUAUCGGAACCUCUCACUUUGACAUGGUCAAAGCCCUCACCGAACUCGAUCAAUUCGAGCCCACAUGGCGCUCAAAGAGUAGCAACUUGACGUGGUACGAGAUCGCGGAAUCCAAGCAGGGUCCGAAGUGGAGGGAGGAGAAGGCGCUCUUACAAAAGCUGUACGAGAAGGCUGAAAAUGCUAGGAAACUCAGCUCUAGUCCAGUCGCUCGCCGUGAGCCUACCAAGAAACGAAGAAGAAGCAUGGAACGCCAUAAUGACUCUGAUGUGGAAAUGGAAGACGCGGAUUCGCCUGAGAGAGCACGAAGCAGAAGACGUCUGGUCUCUAAGAAGGACAUGCGUACAGAAAGCAGGCAGCGAUCAUCUUCAGAGCUCUCCGACCCCACCGAGGAAGACCAUCAUGCAUACGACUCUGAAGAUGAUGCUCAGCAUGAAGACGACGACGAUAUCAAGAUGGAGGAACCCGAUCGCGAGGCUGCAGAAGCGGAGGCCACUCGCAAAGCCGACCUUGACGCUAAGGCCGACGCUCAGAAAUUGGCGGAUAAGUUGUGCAAAGACGAACAGGUCCGGAAAGAGGAGGAGGCUGCACGACGCAAGGAAGCCGAGCGCAAGGCCGAAGAGAUACGUCAGCAACACGAGCGAAAGUUGGCAGAAGACCGUCGUCUGGAUAGGCAGAGAAAGAUACAAGCCCUUCCAAGUGCUUUGGCUCAUAUCAUCAGUCUAACAGAUGUUCGUGGCAAGGAGAGACAGACAUACAUUCAGAGACACUUUCUUCCUGUCCAGGUGGUCAAGCGAGCCGAGCUAGGAAAUCUGCCGGAUGAGGGCAAAGCUGACGACCUCUGGAUGCUCAGUUAUCAGGCCGCGGCAAUACUCACAGGCGAAGAUGCGAAUGCUCUUCUGGGUCUUCCGCUUGAUACCAAGGCAAAGCCAUCGUUACUCUCUGGAGUGUCAAUGUCUGAGGUGACUGAAGAGCAGCGUCGGCUGAUGCUGGCGUGUCUACAGUCAACGAGUUUGGUACAUGGACUCCCCUCGAACGAGGACAGCGAGAUGUCAGAAACAGGAAACCUUUUGGCCGAGCUUGCGGAAGCUGAGAGGGUCCAGCAACGCAUAAAGGAAGACCGAGCCAAAUUCCUGAACAUGGCUUCCCUUCGAUGGAUGCGAUUCAGUGACUUCUACAACAUUGCAACAUCAGCCGAGUGUCCCCACCUGGCCGGGCUGGACAUUCAGAUGAGAUUUGACUGCUGUCUCGACCCAUUCUCUUUCUCAACAGACAUCAAGACAACCAACGGCACGAACGAGCACGACAAGGACAAUGAGCGAGUCAAUGGCACGAACGGCACCAAUGAAAGGGGCCUUUCCGCGGCUGGACCCGGAGUUACGACGAUUACGGUUGUACAGGAUUGA